CACGUGCGCGUUAGGUAAUAGAUAUACUGAUUUGUUUGUACUAAGCUUGUUUUUUAUACAAUUUUUGUCUAAACUUAUUUUUGUGGAUGUGAUGUCCGAGUUAUUAAAUUUUACAGUUUAAGGGAAUUAAACUAGAAGGAAUUUUAUUACUUGUAGUUUUGUAUACGUUUAGCUACUGUAUCAAAUUUGUUAAUAUGGCUUUUGAAAAACUCACCAAAAAAAUGAAUAAAAAUCAAGAGAAAACUUCUGGACUAUAUAAAAUUGCUGCAAGAAUACUUAAAAAAGUCAGAACAGGAAGCAGCUAUAAAACUCAGCUUUAUCAAGCUCAGUAUCCAAACAAAUUAUUAUUGAAUGCUGUGUUGAUGAAUGUUUUUAAAUGGGAAAAGGUAAUAGAUGUAUUAGUAGAAAAAAGUAAUAUAUUAGAAAAAGAAAAUAAUAUGGACCGUGAUUUAGUAUAUGUAUUUAUUACUGAAAUGAUGUGGUCAAAAUUUGGAUUAAAGAGUGAUGCUAAAAAUAUAUUAGCAGUAAAAAAAUAUAAGGAUGAAUUUUUAAAGCUUAUAAAAGAAAAUGAUUUAGAAAAACUAUCUGUUUCCACAAUUUCUAAAGCUUUCAAACCUAGGUUUUUUCGUAUUAACACAUUAAUAACUACACUUGAAGAAAUGUUAGAAAAAUUAUCAAAACUUAAAUUUAUUAAGUUAGAAACACCAAAAUCUUAUGCUGAAUUUUUGGAAUUAAUCAAAUCUGACAAAUUUAAAAAAAAAAAUGUUUUUGUUCAAGAUGUUCACAUUAAAGAAUUGUUAGUUUUCAAUUCAAAAGUGAAGUUUUAUGAACUCGAAGAGUACAAUAAUGGGUCUUUAAUUGUUCAAGAUAAGGCAAGUUGUUUGGCUGCUUAUUUAUUAAAUCCAGAACCAAACAGUACUGUAUUAGAUAUGUGUGCUGCUCCUGGUAUGAAAACAUCACAUUUAGCUGCUAUUAUGCAAAAUACAGGUAAACUCUAUGCUGUUGAUCGCUGUAAAGAGAGAUUCAAUGUUAUGCAAAAAAUGUUGGAAAAAUAUCAUGUAAAAAAUGUGGAAACAUUCAAUAUGGAUGCAUUAACUUUUCCUUAUUAUGAUGAUGUUAAAUACAUACUGGUAGAUCCAUCGUGUUCUGGUUCUGGUAUUGUGGAUAGAGUUCGGAAUGAUUCAUCGGGACAAAAUCAAAAUUUUCAAAUAAGAUUGAAAAAAUUAGCUAAUGUGCAUGCCCAAUUAUUAAAUCAUGCAUUAAAGAGCUAUCCUAAUUUACAACGCUUAGUUUAUUCCACAUGUUCAGCAAAUCACGAAGAAAACGAAGCUGUCGUUGAUGAAGCUUUAUCUGUUAAUGGGAAAUUUAAGCUUUUGGAUUGUACUAAAAUGGUGAAAGACUGGACUAACAAAGGAGUUCCUGGUUAUGAUUGUUCAGAAAUGUGUCUUAAUGCUGUUCCAAAUGAUGAUUGUACUAAUGGAUUUUUCAUUGCUGUGUUUGUUCGUCGAGAUUUAGAAGAAAUAGAAGUUGCAGAAAAGGAAAUAAAUAUUGAAGAUAAUGAAGUUAUAGAAGAGAAAGAAGAAACUGAAAAUAAUGAAGUUGUAGAAGAGGAAAAAAUUAAUGAAAGUCCUGAAGUUGUUAAUAAGAAGAAUAAAAAAUCUAAGAAAUCGUUAGUUAUGAAUACUGAUAAAAAUGUAGAGAGUAAAUCUCGAGUAAAAAAAAAAGAGAAUAUUGAAUGUACACCAUUAGUAAAAAGUAAAAAUGCAAAAAGAAGGGAAAGAAGGCUUAAACUGGAACAAUCAUAUGGUACAGAUAUUAAAAAAUCUAAAAAACUUAAGAAACAAAAAAAAGUCAAAAUAGAAGAAGCUUAAUUCUUGUAUUAUUA
This is a messenger RNA of Melanaphis sacchari, 1885 nucleotides long. RefSeq names its product probable 28S rRNA (cytosine-C(5))-methyltransferase (gene Nsun5). The coding region runs from base 195 to 1871 and encodes 558 amino acids. Gene Ontology annotation, cellular component: nucleolus. Gene Ontology annotation, biological process: rRNA base methylation. The transcript is spliced from 7 exons. Gene Ontology annotation, molecular function: methyltransferase activity. The record is from RefSeq and is a predicted model, not a curated record. NCBI's taxonomy places the organism in Eukaryota, Metazoa, Arthropoda, Insecta, Hemiptera, Aphididae.